Molecule: messenger RNA, 2715 nt
Organism: Aphanomyces astaci
Lineage: Eukaryota; Oomycota; Saprolegniomycetes; Saprolegniales; Verrucalvaceae
Exons: 1
Coding region: 1-2715 (904 amino acids)
Source: RefSeq, a predicted model, not a curated record
AUGUCUAGCCAAGACCUCACUCAGCCGGGUGCCCCUCGAGACGGUGGUCGUGUGCAAACGUCCCCCGUGCGACGUGACGCGGUAGUGACAUCGGAAGUGACCGAACCAAUGCGUCAUGAGGCUGAGAGUUCCUUCAUUGGUGAACACCUCCUGGAUCCUACUGUCACUCGCGGAGUCUCAGACGGAGAUGGCAGUAUCCCAGGGGUGAAUCUCGCCGAUCUCAGGGUACAACUCCAAGUGCCGCAUGAGAACGCGGGGAGGGCCUUAGUCGAAAGACCCUUUGGAUCUACCGCUACAGCAUGUCUGGCCCCGACCAGUCUUGUCAACAAUGAGGCUGGUCACACGACUACCAACCGUGCACCCGUCUGUGAUGAGCCUCCCAGAACGGGGGAUGAAUCAACUCCAACUCAAGAAAACGCAGAUCCAGCAUCAGGAGUGGUUGGAGCUGAGAAGUCAGCUUUCGAUCGAGACUCGUCGAACAAGUCUCACCACGAUCGAGUUGACCAUGGGCAGUCCUCUCAUGGGAGAGAUUCGAAUCACUCGUCCAGCAACACGCAAGACCAAACCGUGGACCACAAUGACGAUGCGAAGUCUAAACAUGCCACGUCUGCGGUGGACAAGUCCGGCAAGCACACAAGCAAACCGAAGCACUCCGUGAAGAGCGUCAAGUUUCGCGAGGCAGGCGGACACGCGGUUGCCGAUGACGACAUCGCGCGAUGCGAAGCCGUGGCGGACGCGUUUUACAAGAACCCUGACGACAUGGACGCUUUCAUUGAAGACAUUCUCUUGAUGCCCCAGUCUCAAGUGUACGAGCUGACCAUCAGGUUGGGCGAAGGCUACCGAGACUGGAAGGAAAAGGCGUUGUGCAACCAAUUCGUCAAGGAAAACCCGGGGUCGUUGUGGGGGUCCAAGUUCAAGGACAUUCUCAUCCAUAAACGAGACCCUGUCACGAUGGUCAUCUCGUGCUACAGCUUGGCAACCUGUAUUGCGUUGGGAGGAACCACUUUCAAGCUCGGGGGAAAAGAAUUUCAAGUCCCCAAGUACUCACAGUACGCCAACAACUACCACAUCACCUUCAACAAGGUGAAUAAUCCGUUCUUGGCACGUGCGUUGGUCAAGGCUUUGGCGUUGAUGACCAAGUGUGUAAUCGCCGCGUUCAACCCAACUUCGGACCAAAACGUGGCCUCCCCGCACUUGAGGGUCAUCUUCAAGACCUCGUCGCCGCCUGCGGCAUUGGUCCCCAAGAACGGUCCUCCCCUGCGGGAAAUCACCGUGGUCGACCCCUCAGGACAGGCCGCCACACUUGUGUUUCAACACAAGAUCGCCGUGUUGAACAAGCACAUUCCUCCGUCGGUGAAGGCCCGUCAACGACCCCAGCCUCGCCCCGACACACCGACAAACCCCAACAAGUCGACAGCGAAUACGAGCAACGUCGAUCCGGAGACUCGCUCAUCAGUACCAUCCGGCGCGGAAGCACAACGCCCAAGUCGAAUGGACACGGGAAUCCACCGGGAAGCUCCACCGUCACGCGUUACGUCGAUGAUGGCUCAGACAGUUGAUCAUGUAGACAUCCAAAGCAACGCUGGAAGCGACAUGUCGAUUGGCCAAGAUCACGACCCGACACCCGACCCGACACCCUCCAUCCACGACGAGGCCAUGGACGGAUCCGCGCGCUCGGCGACCACCACAUCCCCGACGGCGAAUGGAAACUCUGCUCCCAUGCAGUCUUCGGAGGUUAACGACGCGGAAGCCCCACCAGCCGGAACGGAGACCAACACAAUCCACGACCUUCCAUCAAACCAAACCCAGCCCGCUUUUGCUCCGGAACAUGACGAGCAAGUCCCAUCUGCACCGCUGGAAUAUCAAUUGGUUACGGGCGACCGGUUCAAACCAGCAUCGAAGCGGCCAUUGUCACCACGAGAGUCGCAGUCCUUUGCUACCUCCAACCGCUACGCAUUGCUUCAGGAAGACGACGUCGAACUCUCCCUCGAAGACUUUGUCAUCCCACGAGUUGUGCUCGAGGACACCGAACAUCCCCGCACCCUUGUCCCGACGAAGAAAAAGGUCAGACCCAACAAGUCCAAGCACGCGCACUUUGAACGCGCGGCCAAGAUCAUCAAGGACAAGGUGGUCGAAAAGGACAUCGUGGAAUGCACACGAUUGCUCCAAUCCGAACCGCAGGUGGUGGCACACUCGAUGUACCCGGUGGACGCGGAAUUUGGCUUGCUAGAGUCCUUGGUAUCGACGCGAGCUAUCAAUCGUCGCAUGGCCGCGAAACACGAAGCUGGCGAGGGCGGGGACUACAAACAACAGUUGCCGUUCUACGCUCAAGGAUGCCAAGACCCCAACGAGAUUGCUCGCGAAAUGGUGAGCGAUCAGCUCGAGUACACAGUUUGGCAAGCGUUGGCAGCCGUGGACUUGUUUCUGUCCAACCGGGUGCCUGACCUGUACAACAACCCUGGCGCUCUUGAGAUCCUGUGUGGCCAAGAAGCUACUCGGUGGGAGGACGUCCUAACGGAUUGGUCCCUGCUGAAGGUGGUCAGUCGACUUGCUCCAGCACUCCGAGCCAUGAAUUUGCCGACAUAUGUGCUGGAUGCCAUCGAAUUCCUGGCGGACUCAGUCCUCAACAACUCCCCUGACAUCGACCCCAUCUGCGACGACUUGACGCACUGCAUUCUAUCUCCCGCAUGGGACAAAGCCCACGUGGAAGCAUAA